GCGGGCUUCCUCUUAAUGGUCCCGGUCGCUAUUUCGAUUUGUUGAGAGUUGGGAGUUGAAAAUUGUUGAAUGCCUUAUUCAGAGUUGUUUCAGUUAAAUCCCCCUGUACUCUUUUUUGGUUGAGCGACUCUCACCUCCACCUCUUUACACAAUCAAGCUCUCUCUCUCUCUCUCUCUCUCUCUCUCUAUAUAUAUAUAUAAGCGUGCUAACCGUAACUACAUCUGCCUUCUGUUUCUUUAAUGGCUGGGUUUCUGUCGCUUCUCCGGCGCAUAUACCUUUCUCUCUACAACUGGACAGUCUUCUUCGGAUGGCUUCAAGUGUUUUACCUUGCUGUGAAGACGCUCAGGGAGUCCGGCCAUGAACAGGUUUACAACGCCGUCGAACGCCCGCUUCAGUUCGCUCAAACGGCUGCCCUCUUGGAGAUAAUUCAUGGUCUAGUGGGUCUGGUUAGAUCUCCAAUCUCAGCAACACUGCCACAGAUAAGUUCGAGGUUGUAUUUGACAUGGGGCAUCUUGUGGAGUUUCCCUCAGACACAGGGUCACGUACUUGUGACCUCCCUGGUGAUCAGCUGGUCCAUCACAGAGAUCAUUCGGUAUUCUUUCUUUGGGAUGAAAGAGGUGCUUGGUUUUGCACCUUCAUGGCUCUUGUGGCUCAGGUAUAGCACCUUUUUGUUGUUGUAUCCAACUGGCAUCACCAGUGAAGUUGGUCUGAUAUAUGUCGCCCUGCCGUACAUUAAGGCAUCUGAAAAGUAUUGUAUAAGGAUGCCAAACAAAUGGAACUUCUCUUUCGAUUACUUCUAUAUGGCAAUCGUGGCCCUCGCAACCUAUGUUCCAGGCAGUCCUCACAUGUACAUCUAUAUGCUUGGGCAGAGGAAGAAAGCUCUCUCCAAAUCCAAGAAAGAGUAGAAUGGCAGCAAAGUUCUUUAAUUUUAUUCUCAAUGUUUUUCUGAACUUUUUGGGUGGGAAAUAUAAUUCUAUUGUUAAAACUGGUUUUCGGUCAGAAUAUCGAUAUUCAAUUAAGAAAAAUGCUAUUCAUUAGGGUUUGUUUGGAAAAA
Molecule: messenger RNA, 1055 nt
Organism: Carya illinoinensis
Lineage: Eukaryota; Viridiplantae; Streptophyta; Magnoliopsida; Fagales; Juglandaceae
Product: very-long-chain (3R)-3-hydroxyacyl-CoA dehydratase PASTICCINO 2A-like
Exons: 9
Coding region: 241-906 (221 amino acids)
Biological process (GO): very long-chain fatty acid biosynthetic process; fatty acid elongation; sphingolipid biosynthetic process
Cellular component (GO): endoplasmic reticulum membrane
Molecular function (GO): 3-hydroxyacyl-CoA dehydratase activity
Source: RefSeq, a predicted model, not a curated record